Molecule: messenger RNA, 1907 nt
Organism: Hibiscus syriacus
Lineage: Eukaryota; Viridiplantae; Streptophyta; Magnoliopsida; Malvales; Malvaceae
Product: probable E3 ubiquitin-protein ligase HERC3
Exons: 7
Coding region: 188-1792 (534 amino acids)
Source: RefSeq, a predicted model, not a curated record
UUUAUUUCAUCUUAUUUGUGGGUUGUAAUUCUCUUCAAUAAUUGACAGAUGCAGAUGGGUUUAGAAGAAUUAUGGGUCUUUGUAACAUGUUUGAAACUUGAAGUUUGUUGAAUCAACCAAUUAUUCAAGCAAUCUAGAUAAUCUCAUUGUCAAGUUUAGGGGGCACUGCAUAACUUGGGCAGUGCCCAUGGAUGCCACAAGAAGCGAAACUCCGACUAUAAGAUACCAUAAUAUCCCUGAUCAACCAAUCACUGCUAUUGUUGCCACUUCUGUACCAGCAUUUCCACGACAAGUUCGUCCUUGCUUCGGGGAUUCAUCUCCCGGAGAAUUCCCCUUAGCUGCAAAUCCUUCCAUUGUUCUUCAUGUCCUUACCGCGUGCAAUUUGGACCCUCGAGAUCUUGCGAAACUAGAGGCGACAUGUUCCUUCUUUAAGCGACAAGCAAACUUCGCCCCCGAUUAUGAAUUGUCAAUAUCAGAGCUUGCUGCUCUUGAUAUGUGCCAGAAAAGAGCUAUAUUUAAGCCGAUGGCUGACGAAGAACGUCAAAGUUUGAAGCAAAAAUGCGGAGGUUCUUGGAAAUUGGUCCUCAGGUUUCUGCUGGCUGGGGAAACAUGUUGCAGGAGGGAGAAAUCACAGGCAGUUGCAGGGCCUGGUCACAGCAUUGCUGUGACAUCAACUGGAGAAGUCUACUCGUUUGGAUCUAAUAGCUCAGGACAGUUAGGACAUGGCACCACGGAGGAAGAAUGGCGGCCUCGGCAAAUAAGAUCUUUGCAAGACAUUCGAAUUAUUCAAGUAGCAGCCGGGGCUGGUCGGACGAUGCUAGUUAGUGAUGCUGGUAGAGUUUAUGCCUUCGGAAAGGAUACAUUUGGUGAAGCGGAAUUUGGGGUUCAAGGAACUAACCUAGUUACGACUCCGCAACUUGUUGAGUCUUUGAAAGACAUAUUCGUUGUGCAGACUGCAAUUGGAAACUUUUUUACGGCCGUAUUGUCAAGAGAGGGCAGAGUUUACACAUUCUCUUGGGGUAAAGACAGGAAGCUUGGUCACCAAACUGAACCAAAUGAUGUUGAGCCUCAACCUCUUUUGGGGGCUCUAGAAAAUAUACCAGUUGUGCAAAUUGCAGCUGGAUACUGCUACCUUCUUUGCCUAGCUUGUCAACCAAGUGGCAUGUCAGUGUACUCUGUUGGGUGUGGCUUGGGUGGAAAGCUAGGACACGGUUCAAGAACGGAUGAAAAGCACCCUCGAUUAAUCGAAGAAUUUCAGCUUUUGAACCUUCAGCCAAUGGUGGUUGCUGCUGGUGCUUGGCAUGCAGCUGUCGUUGCUCGGGAUGGAAGGGUCUGCACAUGGGGUUGGGGACGUUAUGGGUGCUUGGGUCAUGGAAAUGAAGAGUGUGAAUCGGUCCCGAAGGUGGUAGAGGCAAUAAGCAAUGUCAAAGCAGUUCAUGUCGCUACAGGGGACUAUACAACCUUUGUGGUAUCUGAAGAUGGUGAUGUAUAUUCUUUUGGUUGUGGGGAAUCUGCCAGCUUAGGACACAAUACUGCAGCUGAAGGACAGGGGAACAGACAUGCCAAUGUGUUGAGCCCAGAACUGGUGAAGUCCUUGAAGCAAGUGAAUGAAAAGGUGAUACAGAUUAGCCUAACAAACUCAAUACACUGGAAUGCCCACACAUUUGCACUCACUGAAUCAGGGAAGCUUUAUGCGUUUGGGGCAGGAGAUAAAGGUCAGCUAGGCAUAGUGCUAAUGAACAAUCAGACAGAAAAGGGAAACCCAGAACGAGUCGAUCUCGAUCUCGAUUAGGAACUCAGAUCAAUUUCUCCUCUAAUCGCUUUAGACCAUGCCAUCAUUUCCAACUUAUCAUGCCACUUAAUUGCAUUUGAUGUUUAGAUUUCCUUUUGUUUAUGUUGUAAAUAGA